AUGGGCGUGCACAUGGCGUCGAAUAAACUGCUUCUUGUCUACGGACUCGCGGUCCUUGUGUUCUUCAGACUGGUGGUAACUGGCGCCGAAGCUUCGAGUGAACUCAAGAAAAAAGCAGCGAAGCAGGAGGGUCAAGUCGUCCUCGACAACCGUCAGAUCAUCCCCGGCUGGGGUGGUCCCGUCGGACCCUGGGGCGGAUGGCCGUGGUACGGCGGUAUGAGCACCGUCAUGUUCGCAGCACUCAUCUACUCGUUGUCGGUGCUACCGGCGAUGCUACAAUUGUUCAACCAUUACCAUUCGUAUCACCAUCACGGGCCGCCACAUCGGAGCCCCGUUUCGAAUUUCGUGAAUGGUUUCCUCGGCAUCAAACGGAGAAGCGAUGAUGGUACCGUAGAGGGAGGAAACGAGUUCGACUUGCCCGAUACACUUCUGAGAAUGGCUACUUCUGAUACGCUCGGCAAAGGAUUCAAGAUCGCGAAAAACAUUGUCACCGAGUGGCCAAGCGCCUCGAACGAUUGCAAGGCAAUGUACAUUUGUCAGCUGACUCGAGAGGCGAUACAGAUCUCAAGCGGUGACCAGGCCGGGGAGAACGAGGUCCGUCAGAAGAGAAACGCGGAGGGUCGGAGCAGAAAUCAAGACGAGUGUGUGACGAAAUUCAAGAAAUGUCGGAGAGACGUUCUCUUCAGCUGA
Galendromus occidentalis (western predatory mite) is the source of this 690-nucleotide messenger RNA. RefSeq lists its product as uncharacterized. NCBI's taxonomy places the organism in Eukaryota, Metazoa, Arthropoda, Arachnida, Mesostigmata, Phytoseiidae. The record is from RefSeq and is a predicted model, not a curated record. The coding region runs from base 1 to 690 and encodes 229 amino acids. The transcript has 4 exons.